Molecule: messenger RNA, 2229 nt
Organism: Lucilia sericata (common green bottle fly)
Lineage: Eukaryota; Metazoa; Arthropoda; Insecta; Diptera; Calliphoridae
Product: C3 and PZP-like alpha-2-macroglobulin domain-containing protein 8
Exons: 6
Coding region: 1-2043 (680 amino acids)
Molecular function (GO): endopeptidase inhibitor activity
Source: RefSeq, a predicted model, not a curated record
AUGUUUUCAAAUACAUCUGUCAUUGUUGAUGGCAAAGCAAAAUUUGUUAUAGAUAUAGAAGAUUUGAUUGGAUUACAGGAUGCACUAAUUGUUAACGCUACGCUAACGGAAGCCCAAACAAAUAUCGCUGAAUACACUUCCAUUAAAAUUUAUAUCCAAAAGCAUAAGUAUAGUAUUACUGCAUCCGAAGAUGAGAUUGAAUUUCUGAAUGAAAUACCUUACAGAAUAAAGGCAAAAGUACAGCAUUUGAAUGGCACUAUAGUUAAAGAUCUGGAAACGACUGUAGUUAUGAAACAUGGUCCUAAGUGCUACGAAGCAAGAUUAGAUGACAAAGGAGUGACCACAUUUGAAUUUGAUUAUUCACAAAAUCCAUAUCCACAAAUUUUUUAUAUGAUAUAUGAUGUUCGUUCUUAUCUCCCGGAAACUUGGUUAUUUGAAGAUUUUGAAAUUUCUACCCCAACAGAAACUAUGAGCUUUCACGCACCCGACUCUAUAACAACCUGGGUUUUAACUGCUUUCUCGUUAAAUGAAGAAACUGGGAUUGGUAUUAUGGAUCCUACGUUUAACAUUACAGCGUCUAAGCAAUUUUUUAUUAGCACUUAUUUGCCGUAUUCUAUAAAACGUGGAGAAAUAGUUUCCAUACCAAUUGUUAUUUUCAAUUAUCACGCAGAAACUUUAAGAACUGAAGUUAUUAUGGAAAAUUCUUUGAGCCAGUUUAAGUUUGUGGAUGACACAAGCAAUGAGACCACCAAUUCCUUAAGUGAAAAGCGAAAUAUAAUUGUUCCAGCCAAAGCCAAAAACGAAUUAGCAACUGAUGCAGUUUUGCAAAAGUUACUUGUAGAACCUGAUGGAUUUUCUAUAGCUCGUAAUCAAGAGGUAUAUGUAUCAGUGACACCAGAAGAAGAUGUAAACAUCUAUUUCGAGACCAAUAUGCCGAUUAAUGUAGCACCCGAUUCCGAAUUUUUACUACUAUCAAUAAGUGGUAAUGUUUUAUUGCCUUCCUUGAAUAACUUGGAUGUUUUAGUUGAAAAGCCCACUGGUUGCGGUAAACAGAACAUGAUACAUUUUGCUCCAAAUAUUCUUGUUUUGGAAUAUCUCUGUGCCACACGUCAAACUUCAAAGUAUGCUGAACUAGUGGCAAAAGCGAAAAAGUAUUUAAAAUGUGGUUAUCAAAAUCAGCUGAAAUUUCGCCAUUCGAAUGGUGGUUAUAGUGUUUUUGGUAAUGGACGUAGUAUUCAGCCGGAAUUUCGCCAUUCGAAUGUUGGUUAUAGUGGUUUUGGUAAUGGACGUAGUUGUCAGCCUAGUAAAUGGCUGACAGCUUAUGUUUUACGUUUCUUUAUUAAGGCCCUUAAAUAUAUGUCCAUCAAAUCGAGUAUCAUUGAGAGUAGUUUGAAUUAUUUGACAACCCAACAAUUGAGCGGUGGUGAGUUUCAAACUGCUGGGUACCUGUUUCAUCCAGCCUAUCAAAGUCGUAAUGGUUUUACCGCUUUUGUACUAAUGGCGUUUCUGGAAAAUGCGAAAUAUGCCAGAAAACACAAAACAGUGGUGCAAAAAGCUCUUGACUUUUUAUCCAACAAUAUACAUGAAAUUGAUGAUAUCUACUCAUUGGCCAUUAUGGCAACAGCAUUUCAAAUGGCUAAACAUGAACAGGCUUCUCUUGUAUUAGAAAAACUGAAACCACUAGCCAAAAAUUCAAAUGGAUUACAAUGGUGGGAGGAUAAUUCAGAUUAUCGUGUAACUGAUAUAGAAAUUACAUCUUAUAUUUUAUUGGCUUUAUUAUACACACCUGGUCAAUAUUUGCCUAUAGCGAAGUGGCUGCUGGAGCAGCGUAAUGUUCGAGGAGGUUUCAAAUCAACGCAAGAUACAGUUGUGGGUUUACAGGCGUUAAUUAAAUUCUUCCAGUUAACAGUACCACAGAAAGACACUUUAAAAAAGGUUUCAUGUAGAGCUUUAAGUAUACAAAAAGAAGAACUAGAAAAUGUUAUAUUGGGUCUGGAUCCAGAUACUGUUAACAUUUUGCAAGAUUAUGAGAUACCAACUUAAAAACAAAUAUGAUUGUUGCAGAAGUCAAUCUACCAUCUGUCUUCCUUGCAAACGAUGAAAGUCUGGAUGUAUUAAGAUAUAGCACUAUUGUCGAUCGCAUUGAAAAUGAUAAACCAUUUCAAAUUGUUUUAUAUUUUACAACCAUCGAAGAGAACAACGAAAGGUGUAUAAAUCUCUUGGCCGACA